UCCUUCCUAUGAAAGGUGUUUCCUUUCCCCUUUCUCUCCCCUCUUCCUCUCCCCCUUUUCGCCAUCUCUCAGUCAUUCUUAUGGCUACAAUAAGCUUGCUGUAAUGAUUUUGCGCCAUUGAUCAUCGAAAUCGACCCCCUCUUUGAGGGUUGCAUUUCGGAAUCGAUCCAUUUGUAUCCUCUUUUAAGUAAAAAGGGUACUUUUUAAGGGAUUUAUUACUCACAAUUGACCCUAAUAGUUGAGCAAUUAUGUAAAUAAUUUUGUAGCUCUAAUCCCCGCAAGAAAAGGCCCUUGUUUUUGGGCCUUUUCUAUGCCUUUUUUGUGACUGCUUGAGAUUUUGCCGACCAUGGAUCCAAAAAAAGGCGAAGACUUUGCCACCGAAGUGAGGAAGGAGAAGGUGGAUUCGAAGAUUAAUGGUUUUGGGAGUUUCAGUGGGAAGGACAUGUUCUUUAGAGCCGAUAAGAUUGAUCUGAAGAAUUUGGAUAUACAGCUGGAGAAGAAACUAUCUAAGGUUUGGAUAAAGGAGAGGAGCGCUUCGAAGAAGCCUGAGUAAUGGGAGAUCGAUCUAUCUAAGUUGGAUAUAAGAUAUGUUGUAGCAAAAGGAACUUACGAGUUACGGCACGGUUUAUCGAGGCACCUAUGAUGACCAAGAUGUUGCGGUGAAGUUGUUGGACUGGGGACUAGAUGGGGUUGCUACAGAGGCUGAAACCACUGCUCUUCGAGCAUCUUUCAAACAAGAGGUUGCGGUUUGGCAAAAGCUAAACAAUCCAAAUGCUACCAGGGUACGAAGUUGGUUAUGCAGCUGUAAUAGCUUACAUUAUAUGCUUCAGUCUCGCAACAUUUGUUGGGGCAUCAAUGGGAACAUCGGAUCUGAAGAUUCCACAGAAAAACGCUUCAAGUAAUGUCCAUAGCUCCUUUCCAACUAGAGCUUGUUGUGUUGCUGUUGAAUUUCUUGCUGGUGGAACUUUGAAGCAAUAUCUAAUCAAGAAUCGGCGAAAGAAACUUGCUUAUAAGGUUGUGAUUCAAUUAGCACUAGAUCUUGCAAGAGGUUUGAGCUAUCUCCAUUCCAAAACAAUUGUGCAUCGUGAUGUCAAGACUGAGAACAUGCUGUUGGAUAUCCACCGAACUCUUAAAAUUGCAGAUUUUGGUGUGGCUCGCGUCGAGGCCCAAAAUCCAAAGCACAUGACUGGUGAAACAGGCACUCUUGGCUAUAUGGCCCCAGAGGUCCUUGAAGGUAAGCUAUACAACCACAGAUGCGAUGUUUAUAGCUUUGGCAUAUGUUUAUGGGAGAUCUAUUGCUGCGACAUGCCCUAUCCUGAUAUCAGCUUUGCUGAUGUAUCCUCCGCUGUCGUUCGUCAGAACUUGCGGCCUGAGAUACCCCGCUACAGCCCGAACUCACUGGCGAGCAUAAUGAGGAAAUGCUGGGACUCGAACCCGGAUAAACGCCCUGAGAUGCAUGAAGUCGUGAGGCUCUUGGAGGCAAUCGACACGAGCAAAGGUGGGGGCAUGAUUCCGAGAUGGUCACGCCAGCGGGUGCUUCUGCUUUGUACCUGCCCGCGGCCCAUAGUUCCUUUUCGGAAUUGUUAUUUCCAAAUUCACUCACAACAUACAAGUUGGUAUAAAUGUGAUUUGUCCAAUUCUGGCGUUCCGAAGCCAUUUACAGUGGGUAAGAUGUGGUUGAGCAGAUGUGACGAGUCUAAGUAUUAUUAGUUGUAAUGAACUUGUUUUAUCUGUGAACUUGAUUUUCCAAA
Ananas comosus (pineapple) is the source of this 1751-nucleotide messenger RNA. RefSeq names its product serine/threonine-protein kinase STY8-like. The coding region runs from base 772 to 1710 and encodes 312 amino acids. The transcript has 6 exons. Gene Ontology annotation, biological process: protein phosphorylation. NCBI's taxonomy places the organism in Eukaryota, Viridiplantae, Streptophyta, Magnoliopsida, Poales, Bromeliaceae. The record is from RefSeq and is a predicted model, not a curated record. Gene Ontology annotation, cellular component: plasma membrane. Gene Ontology annotation, molecular function: protein kinase activity; ATP binding.